AUGCGCGCUCCUUCGCUACAAAGCAUCUCGGAACUGCCCGCAACCUGUAUGCGACUUCUCAAGCGAGGUUCUCUGCCAUCAGGCCCCUCUGCCAAGAAGCCGUCAAGGUGGGUGACGAGAGAAGAUGUUGCAGCUAAUUCCCCCGAUGCGUAUGCGGUUCUGUCUCACCCCGAAACUAUCGGUCACCGCGCUGUGUCUGGCCCGUAUAUCCGAUUCCGGAACUUCGUUGCUAAAAAGGUCAUUGAAAUGCCCGGCACUGGGGUAGAGGUCAUUGAAGUGGCUUCCACUGCUUCGGCGGCCUUAGUUGGAGUAAUGGCUGUAGCAUUAAUGAGACACUGCUUUGAGAUGACACUUCAGUUUGUCAAGUCGGAUACGAGGAACGGCUCAGAGCCUAUCAUCAACAAGCAAAGCGCUGCUGACUUGCUGAUCAAGAUGAAAGUGCGCUGUGAAGCUGGUAGAACUUUGACUUGGAAAGCUUGCUCUGCCUUGGGGCGACUGCCUGAAGCGGCCGAAGCGGCGCAUCUAGCCAAGAUAUUUUGCUCCGAAAAUGCCGCAAAAUCUCAAUAUGGGGUGCUGCUCAAUGAUGUUGUGUGCCUGCCUAUAUUUGAUGAGGGCAAUAAAUGGAACCCUGCGAGUGCGGACGUCUUUCCCCGCACACGUUAUGAGCCUCACCAUCGUCUUCCGGCUGCCAUCAAAGCAGCCGGGUACGAUAUUAAAGAUGUCAAAGCAGUCAUUAUGGGGCAUUUACAUCUCGACCACGCCGGCGGCCUGGAACAUUUCCUCAACACGGAUGUCCCGAUUUACGUACACGAGGGAGAGUUCAAACAUGCUUGCUGGGGAGCAGGGACGAAGGCAGAAGGGGGUUCCUACCUUCCGGACUAUCUCCCACUAGACGGGUCCCUGAAUUGGCAAACCUUCAACGACUCGCAGUUAGAUCUGUGCACAGGAAUAACUCUGCAUCUAUGCCCGGGCCAUACGCCGGGUCUGUGUAUCAUGCAGGUCAACUUGCCGCAGGACGGAACAUUUAUCUGGACCACGGACCAGUUCCAUGUGCGGGAGAACUACGAAAAUAAUCAUGCGCAAGGAUGGUUGCUACGUGACCACAAGAGCUGGAUGGAUAGUACGAAUUUUGUCCGGCGGUUGCAGAGGCUAUACUCGGCUACACUCAUCUUUGGUCAUGACUUUGAGGUUGGGACCGCGUUGAUUCGGCAGAAGCCAUUUUACCAGUGA
Molecule: messenger RNA, 1230 nt
Organism: Aspergillus pseudotamarii
Lineage: Eukaryota; Fungi; Ascomycota; Eurotiomycetes; Eurotiales; Aspergillaceae
Product: beta-lactamase-like protein
Exons: 5
Coding region: 1-1230 (409 amino acids)
Molecular function (GO): oxidoreductase activity, acting on the CH-CH group of donors
Source: RefSeq, a predicted model, not a curated record